Arabidopsis lyrata subsp. lyrata is the source of this 3148-nucleotide messenger RNA. RefSeq lists its product as uncharacterized. Gene Ontology annotation, molecular function: deSUMOylase activity. The record is from RefSeq and is a predicted model, not a curated record. Gene Ontology annotation, biological process: protein desumoylation. Lineage: Eukaryota; Viridiplantae; Streptophyta; Magnoliopsida; Brassicales; Brassicaceae. Gene Ontology annotation, cellular component: nucleus.
CGCCUUUUCCAAUUACAUGACCAUAGAUUUUGUUGAAGUAGCUGCAGAUUUUUUUUCAUGUUUUUGCCUUUAUGCAAAUUGCUAUUUACUUAGAUCCUCUAUUUUGCUAAAGCUCUUAAUUUUAUUUAUCUAUGUUUAGGGAUGGCAUCCUCCAGUACCAUCUUCAAAUAUCCUCCUCGCCUCUAUGACGAAGGAAAAUCUAUUUUGCAACACCAUAGCAUGAACCACAACUGUUAUUUGUCGAAAAUUGGGCUCAUUCGAGAAGGAUUAGGUCAGGACGUGUGGGACAAAUUGAAGGAAUCAUCUCUUGGUGUAUUUAUAAAGCUUGCUGAUGCGGAAUACACAUGGGCUGCAAAGAAGGUUCACUUUAUCCUCACAAAUCAGCUGCGAGUAAACAACUUGCAUGAGAUUUGGUCUUUGAUUGAUGGUAGACCAAUCCGAUUCUCUUUAAAUGAGUUUGCGGGUAUAACAGCUAAUUGUGGUGUUAUUGAGCCGUCAGACAUUUGCCAAGCUGAUCACAGUGAGCUUUGGGAAGCAAUGAAAGUGGGAACCUCUGACGGUCCUAUGUUUACAGAGCUGCAAAAAGUGAUGGAUUUUAGCAAGGCGUGGGUGUUUGAAAAGAGAAUGAUGGUUGCUAGGUUGUGCUUAUUAUCUGUGGCAGUACAUGGCAUACAUCACGAAUCAAGAAUCCCCUUGUCUAGUGCUAGAAGAGUUCUUGAUCCUGUGGGUUUUGAGAAAUAUCCUUGGGGUCGAGUGGCUUUUGAUAGUCUAGUAACCUUAGUGAAGCUUGUUAAAUAUGACCAAGAGUCCUAUGUUAUUUACGGAUGCGUUCAUGCUUUGCUGAUUUGGUUGUAUGAGAGUGUCCGAAUAGGAGAGGAUUAUGGGAUGAGAAGACCUACAUUGACGGGUGUUCCACUACUCGAUUGGCAGUCAACUCGGAAAGGUAUAAAGUUAAAAGAAUUCCUCAUAAAGGAGAAGACUAAGCAUGGUCAGAUGCGUGUAAGGCACAUGAUUCAUGUUUCAGAGGAUAACAUGUACCCUAAAUGGGGAAAUGCUGAUGCUGAUGCGAAUAAGGAUCCAUUACUAGACAACCUGAUUAAAGAUAUCAUCACUAACCAGUUACCUUUGAAUGCUUGGGAUGGUGUGGGCUCUAUUGCUGUUGCAAACAAGAAUGUGGCAAAGAAGAAAAGAAAAUUAUACAUUGAAGCUGAGGACGAUGCAGCAGAGAAGAAGAGCAUCUUCGAUAUUUGGAAAAUGUUGGAAACAAUUAAUGGGACAAUUUCAGAACUAGACAAGAACAUGAGGACUAGAAUGGAUGCUUUGGAGAACAAAUUUGAAUCCCUGGUUACUAAGAGAGUUAGUGACGUAGAUGUGAAGGAAAUGAAAGAAUGUCUAUUAUUGACACUAUUACUUAUUUUAAUUUUGCAGUCUUGGGUAGUAGAGGAGAAUCCUACUUCACAUGAUGGUUUGCCUAUUCAAAGAGUGGUGAAGAAAGUCUAUACAGUGAGAAAGAAGAAAAAGAAAGAAGGUGAAAUAUCUGGUGAUCUUAUCUUAUUUGAAAAGAAAGAUGGUACAAAGGCUGAGAGGAAAAAUUAUGAAAAGGCUGCGCUGAAAUUAGAAGCUACAAAGACUGUGGUGAAAGGUAGCUCAAAGCCUGCCCUAGCCGGAGAAGUUACAAAGGCUGUCAAGAAAGGCGGCUCCAAGGCAGCGCUUAAAGAAGUUGCUGCUAAGAACUCGGGUUUCAAGGCAUCCAAGAUUGGUGGCGCAAAGGCUGCGGUGAAAGAUGAGGCGGCUAAGAAUGACGGUUCAAAGGCUGCAAACAAAUCUGCUACAAUGGAUGAGAAUAAGAUGAAGAUGAAGUCUAUUAUCCAAAAAGACGAUGUCGUAGAUGUUACUGACCAAGUUCAAGAUGAUGCUCUGAAAAUAGUUUCAAGUUCUGAAGACACAUUCUCGGAUCCUGGACAACAACAUGCUAAUACGGUAAUGAAUGCAACAUUGACAGUAAUGGUAGAGAAAAUAAAGAAUCUAGAUGAGGGUAUGACUGUGGGAAGAAGAGUGCCACAAUUGGUUGGUUCUCAAAAGUACCCGUAUGUUGGUAACUCUACAGUGAAGCGCAUCAUUACGGAUGGAGAACCUUCUUCCUUGAUACCUGAUCAUCUUAAACCUGUUUCUAACGCGAAAGUUCAUGAACUGUUUGAUUUUCUCGAGGCAGAUGAAGAGGACGAUCUUCUUCAGACUAGUAAUGGAGAUACGAGAUUCUAUUGGCAAAUUUUGACUCUAAGAGAACAGUGGCCACAUGAAAAAUAUGGAUGGUUGAAAGAUUAUCAUAUGGGUGCUGCGAUGGCUAUGUUCCGCAAAAGGUUGAUGCAUGAGCCUUCAGCGUACCCUAAUCAACGAAUAACUUUCUUGGACCAAUACAUGUUGAGGGAGUUGGCUCAAGAUUACAAGCACUUUUCAGGAGGUCGUAAGUGCUUCAAGUUCAGGGAUUUCUUUGCGGAACACCUCAACGGGACAGCUCCAAUUGAAUCAGCUACUCACAAGAAAUGGUUCAUCGAUGUUGAUCAUCUUUAUGCUUGCCUCUUUGUCAAUGGGGAUUAUUGGGUUGCUCUUGAUAUUGACCUCCCUAUGAAGAGGAUUAACAUCUAUGAUAGCAUCCCACAUUUGACCACUAAACCUGAAAUGUCGAGACAAUGCAUGUUUUUGCGAGAAAUGAUCCCUGCCAUGAUGAGUACUAUGGUACCUGAGGAGAUACGUAAGAAGAGUACUGCAAGGCUGGAAGUGAAAAGAAUUACAAAGAAAGUACCGGUGAAUAAAGAUCCCGACGAUUGUGCUAUCUACACAAUCAAAUACAUCGAGUGUUUGGCUCUUGGGACAUCAUUCGAUGGGCUUUGCGAUGAAAACAUGAAGGCGAUACGUAUUAAACUUGCAGCGGAGCUAUAUGAUGAAGUGAGAGAGACAGCCAGACCGUAUGAGCUUGAUAUGUGUCGUGAAGAAAUCACAAUCCCUCAUCUCGAAGACUCUGAGUAGUUUCUUCUAUUUUAUUUCAUGUCAUCUCGGAUUUGUAGGUUCUAUUUUAUUUCUUUAUUUCUCAGACCUAAUUCUACUAGGUUUUUCAACGUUUAAGUACCUUAUGGUUGGAAAUUUUUAU